Molecule: messenger RNA, 1344 nt
Organism: Necator americanus (New World hookworm)
Lineage: Eukaryota; Metazoa; Nematoda; Chromadorea; Rhabditida; Ancylostomatidae
Exons: 12
Coding region: 1-1344 (447 amino acids)
Source: RefSeq, a predicted model, not a curated record
AUGCACCUUUUCAGAUUUCAGAUGAUUCAAUUGAAACGAGAUUCACCUUCGCCUGCUGAAUGUGCUUCAGAAGCGAAGAAACUCAAAGGAAAUGUUGAGUUACCUGUCACUGAAACUGCUGACAUCGAAAAUUCUACGUCUAUUGAUGGGAAGUCUACUUCAGCAAAUUCCACAAAUGAUCCGUCGUCCUGUUCCACAACUACGACUCAUGAGAAUAAUCAGCGUGAGAAAGAUCUCAGGCGAGAACGUGGAGAAAUGCUUCUCAAACUAUUCCGGGAGCACCCACAGCUCACUGAUACAGCUACUGCCAGAAAAGCUGAGAAAAAUCUAGAAAGAGCACAAUUGUGGGAGGAGAUAACACGUCAGAUCAAUGAUGCCUUCAGCUGCAGGCUCGAAACAUUAUCUGUUGAAAAGACGAAGAAACUGCUUACUUACUAUAAAAAGAAAGAUGAUGGGAGUUAUGACAAAAUUAAAGCACACAAUCAGAGUUCUUUCGAUGAAUACCAGACAGAUGGCGAUUUUGAUUCCACAGAUCCACCAUCCAGAUGCGAAUCAGUUGUAAGCGAACACGGAGGGUUUGAGGGUGAUGCCUCUACGACCGCCCAUGCAACUGUUAGCACUGAAGCUGAACAACAUCUGCGAAGAUUUAUUGUAUCGCUUGGCUCGUCUUCCUGUGACUUGUCCGCAGCGAAGUCGGAAUCGCCUCCCUCAACUAUCCUUCCUGAUACAGCCUACAACCUGAAGAAGGAGCGUCAUGAUUUCGUCGUAGCAACGGCGGACCAUUACCUGGAGAGGAUGUGUUUUGACAGUUCGUCAAGAUCAGCACAAGUUAAUGCGGAGAGGCACAAUAUGUGGGUGAAGAUCACUCAUCUUACUAAUGAGAAAUAUGGAAGUCUGUUGAAUCCGCUUGGUGUUGAACAAACAAAGAAGCUGUUCUCAAACUGCAAACGACGUCGUAGACUGCGCGUGGAUAAAGGUGGUGAAGACUGGCCAUUAUUACCGCUCUCAAGCACCACAGAAUCCGUGUCAUCGGAACCCGAUAGUGCUGCUACCAACAACACCAGCAGCGUUGCAUCGACUCUUGACAGCUUUAUCGCUCGUGAUGACAGUUCCUCUGGUCAUCACCUUCAGUAUCUAAUGCAUGGACUUGACCUCAGCGUUGAAAUCAGGGAACUGAGACGCCAGCUAGCCGAAAGCGAAGCUGAGGUGGCUCGUCUCCAACGCAUAAUCGUUGAGCAAGCAAAUGACUACCGAUCUCGCAUCAGUUCCCUUGUUGAUUUUUUCAAAGCGGCUGCUGACAAAAAGGUUGCUGAAGAUAUCCGAAGUUAUUUGGGCGUAACAUAA